UCCACAUCAUUUCCGGUGUGGGCGGAAGUGCUCCUGUCCUCUCCGCGUGCCUCGCCGGACCGUCUCCACCGUCCAAACAUGGCACUGUACAAUUUUAAGAAGAUUAUGGUGGUCCCUACCGCCAAGGACUUCAUUGACAUCACCUUAUCCAAGACCCAGCGCAAGACCCCCACCGUGGUGCACAAGCACUACCAGAUCCACCGCAUCCGCCACUUCUACAUGAGGAAAGUCAAGUUUACCCAGCAGAACUACCACGACCGCCUCAGCCAGAUCCUCACCGACUUCCCCAAGCUUGACGACAUCCACCCGUUCUACGCAGACCUGAUGAACGUGCUCUAUGACAAGGACCACUACAAACUGGCUCUGGGACAGAUCAACAUCGCCAAGAACCUCAUUGACAAUGUGGCUAAAGAUUACGUGCGUCUGAUGAAGUACGGAGACUCGCUGUACAGAUGUAAGCAGCUGAAGAGGGCCGCGCUGGGCAGAAUGUGCACCAUCCUCAAGAGGCAGAAGUCCAGCCUGGAGUACCUGGAGCAGGUGCGUCAGCAUCUGUCCCGUCUGCCCUCCAUCGAUCCCAACACCAGGACCCUGCUGCUGUGUGGGUACCCAAACGUGGGCAAGUCCAGCUUCAUCAACAAGGUGACCAGGGCAGAUGUGGAUGUGCAGCCGUACGCCUUCACCACUAAGUCUCUUUUUGUAGGUCACAUGGACUACAGAUAUCUGCGCUGGCAGGUAGUGGACACCCCGGGGAUCCUGGACCACCCUCUGGAGGAGAGGAACACCAUCGAGAUGCAGGCCAUCACUGCCCUGGCUCACCUGCGCGCCGCUGUGCUCUACGUGAUGGAUCUGUCCGAGCAGUGCGGACACACACUCAGCCAGCAGGUGGAGCUCUUCAACAACAUCCGCCCGCUCUUUGCCAACAAGCCUCUCAUUGUUGUGGCCAACAAAUGUGAUGUGAAGAAGAUCAGUGAGCUGACAGAGGAAAACCAGAAAAUCUUUUCUGACCUGGUGUCUGAUGGGAUUCCUGUGAUCGAGAGCAGCACUCUGACAGAAGAGGGCGUCAUGCAGGUCAAGACUGAGGCGUGUGACCGGCUCCUGGCUCACCGAGUCGACGCAAAGAUGAAGACGAAGAAGGUCCAUGACGUGCUGAACCGCCUGCACCUGGCCAUGCCCAACAAGAGGGAUGAGAAGGAAAGACCUCCGUUCAUCCCAGAGGGGGCGCUCCAGAGGAAGAAGGCCAUGGAGGUGGACCAACCCAAACGCAAAACGGAGCGCGACUUGGAGCUGGAGAUGGGAGACGACUACAUUCUGGAUCUGCAGAAGUACUGGGACCUGAUGAACAGCGAGGAGAAGCAGGACAAGAUCCCCGAGGUGUGGGAGGGACACAACAUCGCAGACUACAUCGACCCAGAUAUCAUGAAGAAACUGGAGGAUCUGGAGCGGGAGGAGGAGCUGCGAGAGCGCGCCGGAGAGUACGACUCGGACGAGGACAGUGAGGACGAGGAAAUGCAGGAGAUCCGCGUCCUGGCCAAGCAGAUCAAAGACAAGAAACAGUUGAUGGUCCUGGAGUCCAAGGAGAAGGACAAGCACGGGCCCCGCAUGCCCCGCACAGCCACCAAGGUGGAGAGGAAGCAGCUGGAGAAGGAGAUGGGCUCUCUGGGUCUGGACAUGGACGAUAAGGACGACAGUCACUACGCGCAGCAGGCCCGACGCUCUCGCAGUCUGGUGAAGAAACGCAAACGCGAGGCCUCCGCUCCCCCCACCUCCAGAACCCGCACCCGCAGCCAGAGCGCGUCCAGACCUCCACGGGACAAGUCUGGACUCAGAGAUCCCAAGAUGAUGAAGAAGGCCAAGACCAUGAUGAAGAACUCUCAGAAGGGCAUGAACCGACAGGGAAAGAAGGGCGAGUCCGACCGACACGUGUUUGACCUCAAACCCAAACACCUGCUCGCCGGGAAGAGGAAGUCUGGCAGCACGGACCGCAGAUAAACCCCACCUCGACACCUGAGAACAUCUAUGGACGCCUGUGAACUGUGUGUGCGUGAGCAGAAAGGAAAAGUCUGCUGCAGGAGUUGGCCUGGAACACUGCAGACUAAACAGCUAGAAGGUCUUUAUAUGUGCUUCUACAGCAAUUUAUUGUUGUCCUCGUGUAAGACGAUCACAAAAUGAAAAUAUGUCCGCAAAAAAUGGUCCAUGACAAAACAAAUGUAUACGAUGUUGUGACAGGCCUGGUUGAGAGUCUGGAUUUCUGGUUCUCUGCCUUAUUCUAACAUGAAAGAUGACUCUCUCGUCAAUGAAUAUAAAUAUUAAAUGGUUGUCAUUUUUUUUCAGAAUGCCUCAUAUUCUACAAAAUAUAAAAAUAUAUGAAAAUA
Molecule: messenger RNA, 2372 nt
Organism: Boleophthalmus pectinirostris (great blue-spotted mudskipper)
Lineage: Eukaryota; Metazoa; Chordata; Actinopteri; Gobiiformes; Gobiidae
Gene: gtpbp4
Product: GTP binding protein 4
Exons: 17
Coding region: 79-1989 (636 amino acids)
Biological process (GO): ribosomal large subunit biogenesis
Cellular component (GO): nucleolus
Molecular function (GO): RNA binding; GTPase activity; GTP binding
Source: RefSeq, a predicted model, not a curated record